Tachyglossus aculeatus (Australian echidna) is the source of this 1692-nucleotide messenger RNA. Its product is annotated as butyrophilin subfamily 1 member A1-like. The transcript has 8 exons. Gene Ontology annotation, biological process: T cell receptor signaling pathway; regulation of cytokine production. Gene Ontology annotation, cellular component: external side of plasma membrane. NCBI's taxonomy places the organism in Eukaryota, Metazoa, Chordata, Mammalia, Monotremata, Tachyglossidae. The record is from RefSeq and is a predicted model, not a curated record. Gene Ontology annotation, molecular function: signaling receptor binding. The coding region runs from base 141 to 1493 and encodes 450 amino acids.
GCCACCAAACCAUGGAAAAUCUACCCUGCUGCAGGGGCAGCUGGCUGUGACAGCCCAGGGAGGAGUCGGGCUGGUGUACCGCAGCUGUAAAUUUCCCAGGAGAUCCUGGCCAAGGGGCUGCAACCCUGACCCAGCUGCCCAUGUUGAAGCGAAGAACAGAUUUUGGUCAUCUCCCUGACCACCCAGAGGGACAGAGACUUGAUGAAGAACAUGGCAGGUUCUCAGAAUCCUUCACAUCCAAGCUCUUCGUCAUCCUCCUCUUUCUCCAGCUGCUCACAAUGGGUUCAGCUCAGUUUUUUGUUAUUGGACCUGCUGAGCCCAUCCUGGCUUUGGAGGGGGGAGAUGCUGAAAUCCUCUGUCACCUGAACACUAAGGAAAGCGCUGAGGACAUGGAGGUGAGAUGGUUCCGGUCCCAUCCCUCUAACAUCGUGCAUCUGUAUGAGUACGGAGAAGAACAGUUUGGAAGGCAGAUGGAUGAGUAUCGAGGGAGGACAGAGUUGGUGAAAGACGCCAUAGAUUACGGGAGUGUGGCUGUAAGAAUACGCAAUGUCAGAGUCUCUGAUGAGGGAAAGUAUCACUGCUUUUUCUAUGAUGGCAUUUACGAUGAAGAAGCCACUCUGGAGCUGCAAGUGGUUGCUCCCCUCUUCCCGACAGCUUUCUCCUUGAUGGUGGCCUUGGGUGUGACCCUCCCUGUGCUGGGACUGCUCAUCGCUGGGGGUCUCUAUUAUCUCAUCCGGAAACACCCCAGGGACAAAGAGACACUCCUGAUCAUGCUCAGGCAGACGCUGGUAGAGUUACGCCCCACCAACGUCACUCUCCAUCCAGACACGGCGCAUCGCUAUCUCAUCCUGUCCGAGGAUCGGAAACGGGUGACACUGACAUUCACAUGGCAGGAACUGCCCGACAACCCGGACAGAUUCACUGAUAGUUACUGCGUGCUGGGCCGCGAGCGCUUCAGUUCAGGGAGACAUUGCUGGGAGGUGGAGGUGGGAAGAGCUAAUGUCUGGUAUCUGGGGGUUUGUAUGGAAAAUGUGAGGAGAAAAGGGGCGAUCUCGGAGUCACCUGCAGAUGGAUUCUGGGCUGUGAAGAAAGAUGGAAAUGGAUACUGGGCGCUCACCUCUCCAACCGUCCCUCUCCCUCUGACCACAGCCCCCCUCCGGGUGGUGGUUUACCUGGACUAUGAGGCUGGAGACGUCUCCUUCUAUAGUGGCACUGACGGAUCCCACAUCUACACUUUCCCCCAAGCCGCCUUCUCGGGGACCCUCCUACCUUUCUUCCACCUUCAUGGCUUCUAUGGCUCCCUGACCAUCUGCCCUGUGCCCGGUGGGGCUGGGGAAAACCCCAUUCCUGUCCCUGCCCCCGCCAGAGAGACUCCAAUGACCGCCCCAGGAGUGGGACCAGCCUCAGCCACUGGAGAUGGGGAUCCCCUCCCUGGGGCUGAUGCCCCAUUGCUCGCCGCCCAGCCCAGCUCAGGGGUCCCUCCUGCCCCUUAGGGAGCCGCCUGGCCCCUGCCCUCUGACCCCUGUAUCUCUCCAUCCGCUCCCAGGGCUGCAGCUGCCUAAGUGCCCUCCUUCUCUGCUGUGGAAUGAGUGGGGAGGAAGGAGUGAAUGGGGAAAACAGUGUGAGGAAAAGCCAGCAGGAUUUAGUGGCAGCAUGGAGAAGCAGCAUGGCCCUAUGAUCAAUGGGUCCGAA